AUGUCCCACUGGACAGAAGAUGAAACGGCAGUUCUUAUUGACAUUUGGAGGGAGGACUCUAUAUUUAACGAGGUAGCUUGCAAGAACACUCGGAGUAAGAAAGUAUAUGAACGUUUGGCCCAACGUUUGAGCAGUGUGGGGAUUCAAAAAACCGAAAAACAAAUAAAGUACAAAAUAAAAAACUUGAAGUCGGAAUUCAAAAAAACGAGAGACAUUCUACGUACAAGUGGAGAGGCGGCGGUGCCGAAGGGCAAAUAUUAUGACUUAAUAGCCGAGAUUCUUGGAGGAACGCCUAGUGUGGAUCCUCAAAGGGGAUCUGUUCUGGAAUCGUCCAAACUUGAUGACACCGUUGACAGUGCCAUAGGCCUAGAGCCAGAGGUAAUUCCAGAUGUAGGUGACCCAGAGCCAGAGGUAGAAGAGUUGGACAUCGAGGAGUUUAUAAAUGAUUCUCCACAACAUUUAGAUGACAUGGAUGAUGAAGAACCCCACGACCCUGUUGAAGAUGCAGAACAAGGACAGCCACCAGCUGCCCGUUUGGUAUUAUCAUCAGAAGAGAAUGAAGAUGAAGGAGAUGAUUUGCCUGAGAGAGGCUGUAGGAAGCGCAAAGAUGGUAAUGGCACUGGACGCAGAGCUACAUGUAAACGGCGAAGGGAAGAUUCCUCCGUCAAAGACAAAUUGGAAAGAAUAAUCAAGGACCAAAAAGAGAGAGAUGACCACUACCGUCAGGAACUUAAAGCGACAAGAAGGGCGGAUUCGGAUCAAGCAAAAGAAGAGUUAGAAACGAUGAGACAGAUGAUUGAACUUACUAGAAUGCAGAUGCAACAGCAGAGAGAAGAGGCAGAGAGAAGGGAAAGAAGGGAGAGGGAACUCCGAGAGCAAGAAGACAAGAAGUGGACAAUGUUUUUCUCGUCUUUUAUGAGGCAACCAGGACCCGCUAUGUCUGCUUCACAACCACCAUACCCUCAACAACAUACCAGCUACCCUUUCGUAGACCCUCCACCACACACACCUGCUCCUGCAACUUACAGACCAACUCCACCACACACACCUGCUCCUGCAACUUACAGACCAACUCCACGCACACCUGCUCCUGCAACUUACAGACCAACUCCACGCACACCUGCUCCAGCAACUUACACACCAACAUCCCAUUUGCAUAAUCAGCAAUCAUCAAGGCCUCUUCAUUCACAGCCAUCUUCUCACACGGGAGGAACACAAAAUGAUGCAGAGAAAGAUCAGAUGGAGAAGACUUAUCAUAUGCUUUGA
This is a messenger RNA of Lytechinus variegatus (green sea urchin), 1266 nucleotides long. Its product is annotated as stress response protein nst1-like. Lineage: Eukaryota; Metazoa; Echinodermata; Echinoidea; Temnopleuroida; Toxopneustidae. The transcript is spliced from 5 exons. The record is from RefSeq and is a predicted model, not a curated record. The coding region runs from base 1 to 1266 and encodes 421 amino acids.